UGCUUCCAUCUUGACUGCUGGAGGUGAGAUGGCCGUGAAGUGUCUCUGGUUCCUGUGAAGUCGGAACGGGCUGUGUGGACCGAGCCGCAGGAGGCCCGGAACCCCCUCGCUUUCCCGCCCCAGACUCCCUCCUUUAAGCCAUUUUCACGGUUUGGUUCACGUUUGGUUCAGGAGCUGAAAGUCGAGCAGCAGCACCAAAACCCCCGUGGACCUGAGAUCAGACCUGGAGACCCGGUUCUGGUUGUAGCUCUGUGGUGAGGCAGCCCGGCUGCCCCUCUGCCUCCAGAUGAAUGAAGAGCCCUCCGGGACACAGGGACACAGCUGAUGCAGGGCAUGCAGGUGUUUCUGCAAACAUGAUGAAGAAGAAGAACCCACACAAAAAGCAUAAGAGCAGCCUGGGCCCGACCACCAAGGUUCUGUCGCAGCCGCGGCGCAACAUCGUGGGCUGCAGGAUCCAGCACAUCUGGAAGGAAGGAGCGGGACACGUGGUGUGGAAGGGGACGGUGCUGGAUCAGGUGCCGGUGAACCCGUCGCUCUACCUGAUAAAGUACGACGGGUUCGACUGCGUUUAUGGUCUGGAGCUCCACAAGGACGAGCGGGUCCAGGGCCUGGAGGUGCUGCCGGACAGACUGGCCAAGUCCCGCCUGACCGACGUCAGCCUGGCCGACGCCAUGAUCGGCAAGGCUGUGGAGCACAUGUUCGAGACGGAGGAGGGUCCGAAGGAGGAGUGGAGGGGGAUGGUUCUGGCCCGAGCCCCCAUCAUGACCACCUGGUUCUACAUCACCUACGAGAAAGACCCGGUUCUGUACAUGUACCAGCUGCUGGACGACUACAAGGAAGGAGACCUGCGCAUCAUGCCCGACUCCAACGACGCCGUCCCGGCGGAGAGGGAGCCCGGCGAGGUGGUGGACAGCCUGGUGGGCAAACAGGUGGAGUACGCCAAAGAGGACGGCGGCAAACGAACAGGCAUGGUCAUCCACCAGGUGGAGGCCAAGCCGUCCGUCUACUUCAUCAAGUUCGACGACGACUUCCUCAUUUACGUCUACGACCUGGUCAAGACUUCGUAAAGACUCUGCGGACGUCCCGACGGCGCCACCCCCCCCGACGUGACAGAAAAGAAAACCCCCACAGCUCACACCGAGGCGCCUGAAGCAUUUAACCCACAACACGUUCCUCCGACCAUCCAAGACACAAACACAGAGAUUACUCCCCACGCAAACGGGCCGGUCGAAGGCGGAACCCUGAGGAGUAAAUUAUCGUUUCAUUUAGGCUCAUCUCUGAUUGGUUGAUUGGUUUCAGGCCGUUAAUACCUUCCGAGGUUCUGAAAUAAUUGUUUUAAAACGGUAGCGAAAGAGCCGCGGAGGCUUUCUGUUGGAAGGAGAAUCAGAUUUUCCCUGUGAAAAAUCCUCCUGAAAAACACAUCAAUACAAGACAGAAAACCUGAAAGAUGCUGAUGCUGGAUAAGAGGUUAGAGAGUUUUAAACCCCAGUGCAAAUAUAAUGUAGCCAGAGGCGGAGUCGGAUUUACAGAAUUCCCAGAUCCAACGCAGAGCAGAAGAAAAAGGAGGAUCCACAGACUGGAGCUCUGGGAAUGAUGCAGUUCUGCUGUUCGGACUCUUUAACACAGUGUUUAUGAUCACCUCUAAUCAACACGGAAACAUGGAAGCCCAUUUCUGCCAGAAAUAAAACCGACAAAUAGUUAGAAAUAAAAAAAAAAUUACCUUGGAUCAGUAUUAUUAAAUAGAAAAAAUAGCUUAAGGGUGGCUUAAACCACAUUUUUCACAGUUGAGAAAUUAAUUAGUUGGCACAAAUUAACAAACCCUCAUCCUGAUGUGUUUUUUUUCCCCCAUAGAGAAUUAAAACUGUUCACCUAUAUCUUAAAUUUUAGCUUAUCGUGUAAAUUUAGCUUUUUGAGAUUCUUUUUUUAUCUAAUUUUUGAUUAACAUCUUAACGCCAUCUCAAUGCUGUUUUUUGUCAAUGGACAGAAGAAAAAUGGAGCCGCCCAGUGGUAAUUACUAAAGGACAGGAAGUUGAGCAUCAAAAAUAUCCCAUCAGGACCUUUUAAGAGGAAAAAAAAUUAACACAUACAUCAGCCUCCACACUUACUGACACCCCUGUGUUAAUCAGAGCACAUUUAUUCAGAUUAAGGUGCCAUGUUCUUCAGAUCAGCCCACAGGUUUCUGCAGGAUUUCAGCUCAGAUGGUCAUGGAGGAACCAUCUGAGCUGAUGUGUUCACAUAUUUGUGUCAUUAUUCUGAUGACCCACUAUCAGUUAUCUGAGAAAGGCCAUCAGAUUUAUACUGCAGAUGUUCAGCUCUGCACUCCAACAAAGCUCCCUGGAGCCCUGGAAGAUGAACAGGCCCACAGCAUCACAGAUCCUCUGCCUUACUUAGCAGUUAGCAUGAGACCCGCCUGGAGGGUUUGUUGCUGAAAAGCUCGGCCUUAGUUGAUCAGUUAGAGUUUAGCAAACUGCACCUGCUUAUAUUUGUGAUGGUAGGACUGAAAUUGAGAAUUACAUUGGUUAUUUUAUUUCUAAUUAGUUCUUAAUGUUGGAUUUCUAAAUGUGCUCUGAUCAGCUGUUUGCGUUUUUUCAGAAUUUCUCAUUGUGAGCUCGUUACUUUAACAAACGCCGCCUUCGUUUAAAGUCUUUACAGGGGAUGCCAAAAAGUGUGGAGGUUGCUGCGUGUGUAGUUAAAGACCUUUUUGUCGGAAUGGUUGAAGUGUUAAACAUCCAGACGUUGUACAGAUAAAACCCAGACAAAUGUUUCUCAUCCCGUAAUGUGCUACUACCUACACAGGCUCAAUGUCACAAGUAUUCAGCAUCCAGAAAAAAAAGUCAACAACUUCUUGUCUUGGAGACGUCUGCAGGUAAAAAACUGUGAAGAAAAAAACGUGGCUUUUUUUUUUUUUUUCGUAAUUUUUGCUUUUGGUCGAUGCCAAAAAAAAAAAAAACAACAAAAAAAGAAAAACAACAAUGUCCCCUACAUGUCGUGGAGUUGUUUGAUGUUCAAAAUGAUCGGACAGCUUUUUCUCGUGAUUUCACUCAAGCCUUUAAAUUUAAUCGUGUUUGUCUUUUCUAAGUCGUCAGCGAAGGAGCAGUGGACCGAGCAAAGGAGACUGGAAAUUUUCCCAUUUUCCUGCCUUUUUGUAGUUCCUUUUAACACCGCCGGUUACAGACUGAGGAUCAUUCAGAAGGUGUGAUGGUCUUCUAAAUAAAAACAUUGUCAGAGCAGAGCUGUGGGGCUUAAUGCUCCUUAAAUCCCGCCAGAAGGAAACGCAUCCUAUGGGUUGUUUCUGGAAGAUUUUGGGCUUCUAAAGUCGCCGGACAUGAAAAUGAAAACAAAUCAGCGUGGGAGCUAAAGGCAAGUGACACUUUCUAGUCAAGAUGUUCAAUGUUGGAAGUCUCAAUUUGUUUUUUUUUCUUGCCCUAUAACAAAAGUAGCCCCUUCUGCAAUCACUCAAAGCAUAAAAAAGCUUAUAAUGAGACGACUAAAGAAGUGUAAACCUCUGACAGAUCUGAACGUUCAUUAGCGUUUUAUUUAAAGCGUGUAUAUGGUAAGACAGGUUUGUGUUCAGUAAACACAAAGAAAUUAACAGCUGCUGAAGGUUUAAAGUUCUUUUUCCUUCACUAAUGUACUUAUGGUUUUCUUUGGAUGUAAUCCAGACUGAAGGUUUUCCAUGAACCUGUUUUCUGUAGCUACUGACUUAUAGUUUUGAGAUAAAUAUUCUCAAUAUUUUCCACUGAGCAGCGGCUGAUUUAUUUUGACUUCACAUAUGUAGAAUAUAGGGAUGUCCCAAUCUUACAGAAAGAAAGUAGCAAAAAUGCUACUAGGUAAAUGGCUUAGGAUGCUUAUUUAAGGUUUAUUUUUACUUAUAUUAAAAAUGCAAUUAAGUUUCAUUCCCCUUUUCAAAGAGUAUAUUGUUUAUGGUUGUAUAGAAACAGAUCCAGAUAGCAAACAAUUUAUUCUCAUAGGAGCAUGAUUAGCAUACUUUUACAGUGGCUCUGUAUUUAGGUUGUCAAAAGCAACAUUUUGCUGACGUAAUUUAGAAAUAGUUUUGUCUUAUGCAUAUGGAUAAUCAGCACAUGUUAAAUAGCAGCGUGUUAUACUAGCUAGCAACUGCGUAUUGAAAAUUAGCUUGUGUUAAAGGAUGCUGUGGGCUAGUAAGACUGCAAUGUUCAUUGCUUCUCUGAAAAACAUCAAUCCUGGUUUCCAACACUUUUACUGAUUUGCUGAUAAUGAUGAGAUAUAUUUUUUUUCCUGAUUUGAGAAAAACUUACUGUCCUAAAUUACUUCAAGUUCAAAAAAGAAUAGCUUGACUGGUUUAAAAUGGUUCAGCUUUUGCUACAUGCUAACUAGCAUAUGGCUAAAAAGGACUGUAGCGUUUUAGCUAAGAUGCGCUAAUUAGCCAUAUGCUAACUAUCAGCCUUGCAUGAUGGAGACUGAGUUGAGAUGUUUACAACCCCUCAGCUAGUCAACACAUUUAUCUAAAUGUGAUAAGAACAUCACUAGAGGUAACUAAAUGUAAUAAGUUAUGUAUCAAAAUAAACUAAAAGUUUACAUUAUGCAAGUCUGCUUAGCAGUUCUCUAUAAAUUAAGUUUUACAUAUUGGUAGUUUUAAUGUAUUCUUUAAGAAAUCUUUCAUAAAAUCACCCUAUAUUCCCUUUUUUUUCUGGGAAACUAUGUUGGAAUAAUGUUCUCUACUUCACCCGCGGUAUGUAAGUUCAGUCCAUUUACCAUUUACCAUUUCACUGGAAUCACUAACAUGCCACUUUCAAGUUAUUCAGUGGAACAAAUGUGUAAAUCUGUACAUUAGAAAAUGAUGGCAUUCUGUAAUUAAACAAUUAUGGGAUUGUUAAAAAGUGUAGCUGCAGUGGUCUAGAAAUAAUUUUACUUUUAGCUACAUGUUAACUAGCAUAUGGGUGGCUAAAAUUACAGUAGCAUACUGUAAGUCUCCACUGGAGGCGUGGGUUCGAGUCCCACUCCUGACAGAAUCUGCUUCUAAGUUCAAUUAU
Messenger RNA from Fundulus heteroclitus (mummichog), 5012 nucleotides. It is a transcript of the gene spina, whose product is annotated as spindlin-Z. Gene Ontology annotation, biological process: gamete generation. NCBI's taxonomy places the organism in Eukaryota, Metazoa, Chordata, Actinopteri, Cyprinodontiformes, Fundulidae. The transcript has 8 exons. Bases 291 to 1067 code for a protein of 258 amino acids. The record is from RefSeq and is a predicted model, not a curated record.